Molecule: messenger RNA, 2575 nt
Organism: Nyctereutes procyonoides (raccoon dog)
Lineage: Eukaryota; Metazoa; Chordata; Mammalia; Carnivora; Canidae
Gene: SP110
Product: SP110 nuclear body protein
Exons: 21
Coding region: 117-2255 (712 amino acids)
Biological process (GO): regulation of transcription by RNA polymerase II
Cellular component (GO): nucleus
Molecular function (GO): protein binding; DNA-binding transcription factor activity, RNA polymerase II-specific; DNA binding
Source: RefSeq, a predicted model, not a curated record
AUGUGGCAAAGCACAGACUUCCUGUUUCACCCACUGGCAUCUCCCUGCUGUUUUCUCCGUCUUCCAAGAGUGAUCCCAGGGCCCAGCCCCUGGACUGGUGAAAGGGGAAGGAGCAGAUGGCAGACCUAGCAUCCAGGAUGCCCACCUUGACCAAGGCCAUAGAAGAGACUCUUCACCAGCACUUUGUAUACCAGAAGCUAGAGAUUGCCUAUGCCAUCUACAAACCAUUUCCCUUCCUCGAAGGCCUCCGAGACAAUUCUAUCAUCACUGAGACAAUGUACAGGGAAUCCAUGGAAGCCUAUAGAAAUAAGGUCCCCAUACCCAGAGUGGUGUACAACAUCCUCACUCACCUGGAGAAGACCUUCAACCUGUCAUUUCUGGAGAUAUUGUUCAGCCAAAUUAACCUGUAUGAAUACCCCAACCUGAAGACAAUUCUCAAGGGCUUCAAAAAUGCUGUCAUUUCCUACCGACAAUGGAACAGAACUGUGCCCACACUCCUCGAAGCCCCAGCCUACCCAGCAGAAGGGCGCUCCCUCCAGACACUGCUGCCGUUGCUGCCUCCCCAACACCCACCCCAUGCACCCAGUGUCAGUGAGCCCAGCGCGUCCACACAGCACAGAGCUGAGAUCUUGGGCGAACCAUCCAGCCCUCCUGGUCCUGCUGUGGCUCUCCCCCAAGCCACCCAGGAAAGAAGGAUCACUCCAGACGAAGACUCACAAGAGAUCCCCAGCACGCCUCCUGACACUGUGCAAGUGAUAAGAGAUGACUCUCCUGAACCAAAUGACCCCAAAGAGCUCCAGGAGGCAUCCAGCACACCUCCCAAAAAGAAAGGAAAGAAAAGAAAAAGAAGUAUCUGGUCAACUCCAAAAAAGAGACGCCAGACAAAAAGCCUCCCAAAAGAUCUGGCGGUGGAAACGGAAAGAGGAGAGCCAGCUCAAGACCACCUUGGAGGGAAAGCCUCACCUGGGCCCAGAAUCCAAGAGACGCUCCAAGUGGUGGAUCAGACAACUCAAAGGAAGGGCGAUUCAACCAAGAAGUCAAACUUGACUACAAGGGUCCAAAAGGCAAGCACUGAAUGUGCCCAAACCUCUGGACCAGAAGAAAUCAGUGAUGACUGUUCAGAAACAAAUGAAGAAAAGAGACCCCAGGAGCCGCCCGGCACACCACUAAGCAUCCUGCAUGAUCCAACAAAGAAUGGAAAUAAAUCACCUUUGGGAAAAUCUCCUGGGGAAAAGCCCUCACCUGAGCACAGAAUCCAAGAGAAUCUCCAAGUGAUGGAUCAGGCAACUGAAAGGAAGGAUGAUUGGAGGAGCUCAAAGGUCAUGACAAGGGCCCAAAAGGCAAGGACUGAAUGUGUUCAAACCUUGGAACCAAAGGAAAAGAGAAGGAAAGAAGAUAUCAGUUCAAGUUCAACAAGGCAUCAGAAAAAUAUUCCCCUGAAGAAAAAAUCUGAAGAUGAAACCGUGGAUUUUCUCUCUCCCAAACUUCCUGUGACCUGUGGUGAAGCCAAGGGGAUUUUAUAUAAGGAGAAAUUGAAACAAGGAUCCUCAGAGAAGUGCAUUCAGAAUGAGGCGGGGGUUUGGUUCACACCCAAAGAAUUUGAAAUUGAAGGAAAACAGGCAAAUUCAAAGAAAUGGAAGCAGACUGUGCGUUGCAAAGGAAAGACCUUAGGAGAGCUGAUAAAGAAAGGACUUUUGCUGUGUCCUCCAAGAAUAAGUGUCAAGAGACAGUGGGAAAACUUCAAGGAAUGUGAGGUGUGCUGUAGAGGGGGACCACUGCUCUGCUGUGACACUUGUCCAAGAGCCUUUCAUGAGGACUGUCACAUCCCGCCUGCAGAGGCAGAGAGGAGCCCGUGGAGCUGCACCUUCUGCAGGAUAGAGUCUUUGCGAAGGCAGCAGUGUCAUGGGGAGUCUGAGGCCCUUGAGAGGCAGAUGCAGCCCGAGGAGCAGCUGAAGUGUGAGUUCCUCCUGUUGAAGGCCUACUGUCAUCCACAAAGCUCCUUUUUUGCAGAAACCCCACAUAACAUUCGAGAUUAUGGAGAGCCCUUUAAGGAAGCCAUGUGGCUGGACUUGGUUAAGGAAAGGUUGACUGAGCAAGUGUACACAGUGGCGUGGUUUGUUCGGGACAUGCGGCUGAUCUUUCGCAAUCAUAAAACAUUUUACAAGGCUUCUGACUUGGGUCAGAUAGGAUUGGACUUGGAGGCAGAAUUUGAAAAGAACCUCAAAGAAGUGUUUAUUUUUUCCAAAGCCAAUUGAGAACAGUUUCCAGACUCUUUGUUCUAGAAAGUCUGAGGCACUCCAACUUCAGGAUCCAGAUGAUGUGACUCUGGCCAUCUUUAGACUGCCAGUGAGUCUGGUAUGUUAUUGUGUGGAGGCCGAGAAAAAGUAAGGCCAUUCCACCUCAAUUUAGCAUUAGCACAGGGAGGAUUUUUCGGAAUUUUGCACCUGGCUCAGUGGUUGAGCAUCUGCCUUCAGCUCAGGGCGUCAUCCCAGAGUCCAGGAUCAAGGCCCCAUCAGGCUCCUUGCAGGGAGCCUGCCUCUCCCUCUCUCUGUCUCAUGAAUAAAUAAAUAAAAUG